Molecule: messenger RNA, 918 nt
Organism: Fusarium fujikuroi IMI 58289
Lineage: Eukaryota; Fungi; Ascomycota; Sordariomycetes; Hypocreales; Nectriaceae
Product: related to acetylxylan esterase
Exons: 2
Coding region: 1-918 (305 amino acids)
Molecular function (GO): phosphatidylcholine lysophospholipase A1 activity
Source: RefSeq, a predicted model, not a curated record
AUGCAUUUCUUCCAGAAUCUUUCCCUUCUGCUCCUCCCAGCCGCAGCUCUGGCUGGAGUUAUCCAUUAUGAAGUCAGGAAAGGCUUCACAAAUCCUAAAGCAGGGCCACAUUCAAAGAAGAUUACAGAUAUUCACACUCAGGAAGAGAAUGAUUUCUUGAGUUUCAAAGGCACGCCACCUGGCAAAGCUGUUCAAGGCGGUGUCAAGCUUCGGAUCCUUUCUGUUGGUGAUUCUAUCACUGUUGGUUUUGGAAAAGGAACGGAUGGAAAUGGAUACCGCAAGAGACUAGGAAGGAAUCUCAGUAGUAAGAUGGCACCAUCUUCUUCGUGGAAUUUGACUGACAUUGUUUCAGGAAAUGAGGUCGUUUGGGCUGGCACUGAAAAGACAACGGGAGAUAUGAAAGAUGGCCACUUUGCAGCCUGGUCCGGAAAAACAGUCCAGUACAUCAACGACCACAUCGAUCCAUCCCUCGAACAACGUCCCAACCUCAUCCUUAUCCACGCCGGAACAAACGACAUGAACAGUAAUCGUCACAUUUCUACAGACGGAAACCUUCCUCAAGACACCACCAACCGCCUAAGAUCAUUGGUCGAAAAGAUGAUGUCCAAAUGUCCUGACGCUACUAUUAUCAUCGGCAUGAUCACCAAUGUUUGCGACAACGAAUGGUAUCAUUUUCAGAGAGAGGGGAUCAAGAUUUAUCGUCAGCAUAUGGCUGAAUUGGCAGCUGAGCUCAGAGCGAAUGGGUCUCAUGUACUUGCUGCUGAUUUUGGGUCUUUUGAUGAUACGCUUUUGAGUGAUUGCGUUCAUCCGACGCAAAAGGGGUAUGAGAUUCUAGGGCACUGGUGGUAUGAUUAUAUUCAUCAGAUUCCUGAGGGUUGGAUCAAGGAUCCUGUAGGACCUGACCCUGUUCGGGAUUAG